Molecule: messenger RNA, 1606 nt
Organism: Solanum verrucosum
Lineage: Eukaryota; Viridiplantae; Streptophyta; Magnoliopsida; Solanales; Solanaceae
Exons: 7
Coding region: 20-1561 (513 amino acids)
Source: RefSeq, a predicted model, not a curated record
CUCUGUUUUCUUCUUUCAGAUGCAGAAACUGAAAAUGAGGAGACAAAGCAAAUCGCGAAAAACCGAAAACAUCGGUAAAGGAAAGGUUACUCCGGUGCAGAUUGCGUUCAUCGUCGAUCGAUACCUCUCCGACAACAGUUUCACUGAAGCUCGAACAACUUUUCGAUCCGAAGCUUCGCAUCUUCUCGCUAAGUCUCCUGUUAAUGAGGCGCCAAGGAGUUUAUUGAGUUUAGGAGAUAUGUUGGAUGAGUACAUAAGUUUGAAAGAGCAGAAAGUGUUUAUGGAUCAAGAGAAGUGUAGAUUGGAUCAUGAAAAAACACGGGUUCAGAACUUACUAAAUGGGAUGCAACAUGUUAUGAAUGCUUACAAUGCUAGCACGAAUCUGACCCUGCCUUCCUCAAUUGGUGCUUCUUCUUCAAUACCCAAAACAGGUGCUUUGCCAAGUAUUGUUAACGGGUCUUCCCCGGUAACCUCAGGUUAUUAUUCUGCAUACACAAGCGGAGCUCUGAUGUCAGCAUCAAUGCCUUCAAACACUGUUCUAGAUACCAUGAAAUUUUCUAGUCCAAAUUCUAUUCCAUCAACCUCAAAAAGAAAAGGCUUCAAAGAUGUUUCUGCAGCUCCCAUAACUGCCAAGAGAUCUCGUAAACACUUGAUCACUAACCAGUUGCCACUUAAAGAUCCUAGUACAGAUUCACAACCAAUCAGCUGUGUCAAACAAAACAACAUUGUGAAUAAUUCUGCAGUUCAAUUAUCAGAUCCUGCUACUGCAUCUAAUAAGACACAUGUUCAAGGAUCUAAUGUUGCCAAGUCUUUGUUCAGCCAGCACAUUCAGUCCCCUCCAACUAAUUCUUCUGGCCCUAAAACACCGCCAAGAGCAUCUUCAUCCCAAACUGACAAAUCUAUCUCUCCAGUGGAAGUUUGUUCAACUGCUACUUCCAGCAAAAAUAUUACACCGUCUCUUGUAACAGCCACGAAUCGCACAAUCAUCUCGUCAGAAACAAUUCGAGUGAGCCCUUCCAAACAAAUAUUUUACUCCAUAGAAACAAAUCAUUGCAUUUCAACAACUUCACCAGUAAAGACCAACAUGAAGAGGUCUAUUAGGCGAGAUCAAGUGAAAAGUAGGCUGGAUUUUGGUGCCUCAGAUAACAUCCCAUGUAAUUCAGAAAUGGCAGUUGGCCCAGACAUGACUUCGACGUCUGAAUCUGAGAAAGAAGGCGAUAUUUUUGACAUAGAUUUGCCUAGUUUAGAUGCUUUAGGGGUGGGUUUUAAUCUUUCUGAACUACUAUAUGAUUUUGACCUUGAUGGAGAGGGGAUUGAUCAUUCUUGCCAGCCAACAUUUCAUUCUUCCCCAGAUUCUUUUUCAGGGUCACCUGAUGAAUCAGGAAAUGUCGAUACUGAUGCAAACCAGAUGACUUCUCAUAUUUCUUCGACAGUUACUGAAGUCUUUUCAGAGCAAGGUAUGAAUUUACUAGUUUCAGAUUCUCUGACCACUACAAAAUCAGUUACCAAAUGCAUCCAAAUUGUAAGCCCAGUUAAAAAUAUCAGAAGCUUGAAGGAUUAGAAGAGCUUUGUGCAAGAAAUUGAUGAAUACUUACACAGAUGACUA